This is a messenger RNA of Rubroshorea leprosula, 2148 nucleotides long. NCBI's taxonomy places the organism in Eukaryota, Viridiplantae, Streptophyta, Magnoliopsida, Malvales, Dipterocarpaceae. The record is from the annotation of a GenBank genome assembly.
AGUAGAAGCUCAUUUUUAAGCCUCUCUCUUCUAUCUCUUGAUCCUCUCUCCUCUUCUAUAGUUUUUAAGCUAUUUUGAGACAUGCAAAAUGGCUUGUUUUAACACUUGCAAAGAGGUUAAGCUAGACGAUCAGAAGAUGAAAAAAGAGCCAGAGGUAUACACUUUAGAUGGAUCCGUAGAUCAACUCGGCAAUCCUGCCGUCCGAGAGAAAACUGGAACUUGGGUUGCUGGAAUUCUAUUACUAGUGAAUCAAGGACUGGCCACGCUAGCAAUCUUUGGCGUCGGAGUCAACUUGGUCCUCUUUCUGACCAGGGUUUUAGGCCAAAACAAUGCGGAUGCGGCCAACAAUGUCAGCAAAUGGACCGGAACUGUCUACAUUUUCUCUCUCCUCGGAGCUUUUCUCAGUGAUUCCUACUGGGGAAGAUACAAGACCUGUGCCAUUUUCCAAGUCAUCUUCGUAGUCGGAUUGGUUUUAUUAUCUGUAUCGACUCACGUAUUUUUACUCAACCCCGCUGGAUGUGGUGAUGGGCAAACACCAUGCGGUUCUCACUCCGCCUUCCAGACGUCGUUUUUUUACCUCUCGAUAUACUUAAUUGCCCUCGGAAAUGGAGGGUAUCAACCCAACAUCGCAACCUUCGGUGCAGAUCAGUUCGACGAGGAAGACCCCAAAGAAGGCUAUUCCAAAAUUGCCUUCUUUAGCUACUUCUAUUUGGCUAUGAAUCUUGGGUCUCUCUUCUCGAACACCAUACUCGGAUAUUUUGAGAAUCAAGGUUCGUGGACGUUGGGAUUUUGGGUGUCGACGACCUCUGCUUUUUUGGCGUUGGUUUUGUUUCUUGUCGGAACUCCGAGGUACAGAUAUUUCACCCCCAAGGGGAAUCCCCUGUCCCGAUUUUGCCAAGUCUUUGUUGCUGCAAUAAGAAAAUGUAAUGUCCAGACGACCGACAUUGAGGAGGAUUUGUUCGAGUUAAAAGGAAAAGAAUCUAAUGCAGAUAGAAAGAUCAUCCACACCCAGGGCUUCAAAUUUUUGGAUAAAGCUGCGACCUUGAGACCAAAGGAUGUUGGCGGUGAUGAUCAAGUUGAUCGAAAUCCAUGGCGUCUCUGUACAGUGACCCAGGUCGAAGAAGUCAAGUGCAUAUUGAGACUCCUUCCGAUUUGGCUCUGCACAAUACUCUACUCCGUUGUAUUCACUCAAAUGGCGUCUCUGUUCGUAGAACAAGGUGCUGCCAUGAAAACUACCAUCUCCGACUUCCACAUCCCACCAGCGAGCAUGUCCAGUUUCGACAUUCUGAGCGUUGCGGCAUUUAUCUUCAUCUACAGGCGUGCUCUCGAUCCCAUCGUCGCAAGGAUAAAGACGACAUCAAAGGGCAUAACAGAGCUACAGAGGAUGGGAAUUGGCCUGAUGAUAGCAAUUGCUGCGAUGGUCUCUGCCGGAGCCGUGGAGCUAUUCCGGAUAAAAUAUGCAAACAAGAACUGCCCUAGCUGCAAAAACGCCAGCUCUCUGAGCAUAUUCUGGCAGAUCCCUCAGUACGUCCUGAUUGGAGCGUCAGAAGUAUUCAUGUACGUCGGCCAAUUAGAAUUCUUCAACGGACAGGCACCGGACAGGCUGAAGAGCUUCGGCAGCGCACUAUGUAUGACGUCUAUAUCGCUAGGAAACUACGUCAGUAGCUUGCUAGUGACCAUCGUGAUUAAGAUCUCAACCAGCGACGACAUGCCUGGAUGGAUACCCGGGAACCUCAACAGAGGACAUCUUGAUAGAUUUUAUUUCCUUUUAGCGGCACUGACGACCGCAGAUCUCGUCGUCUAUGUCAUCUGCGCAAAAUGGUAUAAGUAUAUUAAGUUUGCAGGAAGAAUGGAGGAAGAAAAACUCAAUGGAAAUGGAAUGCAGGUCUGAGUUUUGGGGAGAAGAAUUGAAGAGUGACUUAUAUAUAUUUAUUUUUGCAAUGAGACUGAAGAAAUAAAUAGCAUUUUUGCUACUUAAUUUCUUCAUGUUGAGCACUAUAUAGGAAUGAAGUAAAUAGUUUGGAAAAGCAUAUCGAUGUAUCAUAUAUGUCUGGUUCUCCUCGCUGGUUACUUGUUUGCUUAGUGAUAUUCAUAAUCAUGUAACCCUAGUCUCUUGGACCGUCAAUGGAAUAAUUAUAAUAUGAUCAU